Messenger RNA from Spodoptera littoralis (African cotton leafworm), 2142 nucleotides. Lineage: Eukaryota; Metazoa; Arthropoda; Insecta; Lepidoptera; Noctuidae. The record is from the annotation of a GenBank genome assembly.
AUGAGUUCAAGACAUCGUGAGCGCGAUAGAAGUCGUUCUAGAUCUCGUGACCGCGAAAGGGAUAGGCAUAAGGAACGAGACCGCGAAAAGACCAGAGACCGAGACCGCGACAAGGAUCGUGAGCGAGACCGGGACAGGGACCGCGAUCGCGACCGUGAUCGCGAUAGGGACAGGGACCGCGACCGGGACCGUCAUCGCUCCAAGAGGGACAAGGAGCGCGAGCGCAGCCGGAGCCGCGACCGCCACAAGGACAAGCGCCGGAGCCGCACUCGCUCGCGUACCCGGAGCCGCAGUCGCAGCCGGAAGUCUAAAGAUAGAGAUGGGACAAUAGCCCUGCUGGACCAGAUGGUGGGCACCACGACGAAGGCGACGGCGCGGCAGGUGACCAGUAACGGCGCCAUCAACCCCGCCACGCAGGCUGCCAUCCUCGCCGCCGCAGCCGUCGCACAGACGUUUGUGGCGCAGCGUCGCAUGGCGGCGCCCGUGCAGCCCGCCGCCGCCGCCGCCGCCGCGCUGUCGGCCGCCACGGCCAUCCCGCCGCCCACCUCCGUGCAGCAGAAGCUGGAGCUGCUGCAGGCGCGCGCCGACAGCCGCUACCGGCCCGAGCGGCCCGAGCGCCACGACUACCACCCCGACGACGACCAGGACGACGGGCUCGGCCCCGCCGGCGAGACGGCGGCCGAGCGGCGCGCGCGGCGCCGGCGCACGCGCUGGAUGGGCUCGGAGCACGACAAGACGUUCAUCCCCGGCCUGCCCACCGUGCUGCCGUCCACGCUGACGCGCGAGCAGGAGGAGCAGUACUUGCUGCAGCUGCAGAUCGAGGAGGUGUCGCGCAAGCUGCGCUCCGGGGACCUCGGCAUCCCCGCCAACGUCGACGAGAGGUCCCCGUCGCCGGAGCCCAUCUACUCCACGGACGGGAAGCGCCUCAACACGCGCGAGUACAGGACGCGCCGCAAGCUGGAGGAGGAACGACACCGACUCGUCACUCGCAUGCAUCAGAUCAAUCCUGACUUCAAGCCGCCGCCCGACUACAAGCCGCCCAUCAUCCGCGUGCACGACAAGGUGAUGAUCCCGCAGGAGGAGCACCCCGACAUCAACUUCGUGGGACUCCUCAUCGGACCGCGCGGCAACACGCUCAAAGCCAUGGAGAAGGAGACCGGAGCCAAGAUAAUAAUCCGCGGCAAGGGCUCCGUGAAGGAGGGCAAAGUGGGCCGCAAGGACGGACAGCCCCUGCCGGGCGAGGACGAGCCGCUGCACGCCUACAUCACCGCCACCAACGCUGACUGCGUCAAGAAGGCCGUCGAGAAGAUCAAGGAGGUCAUCCGUCAGGGCGUGGAGGUGCCGGAGGGCCAGAACGACCUCCGCCGCAUGCAGCUGCGGGAGCUCGCGCAGCUCAACGGCACGCUGCGGGAGAACGACGCCGUGCGCUGCGCCAACUGCUCCGCCACCGACCACAAGACGUGGCUCUGCCCGGACAAGCCCAACGUCACCAACAGCAUCGUGUGCUCCUCGUGCGGCGGAGCCGGACAUAUUGCACGGGACUGUCGAGCCAAGCGACCCGGCCAGGGCACGCUGCACUCCGCCUCCAACAAGGCCAAGAUAGACGAGGAGUACAUGUCGCUGAUGGCGGAGCUGGGCGAGGCGGCGCCGGGCGGGGCGGGCGGUGUGGGCGGUGCGGGACGGCGCGCGGGCGCGGCGGGCGGUCUGUUCGCCCCGCUGGCCCCGCCGCGCCCCAUCAUGGCGCCGCCGCUCGCACGAGAGUUGGCGGGCGCGUUCCCGCCCCCGCCGCCCCCGCCGCCGGGCGCGCCCGCGCCCCCGGCCGGCGCCCCCGCGCCCCCGCCGCCUUCCGCGCAGGCGCCCUGGCUCGGAGCGGGCGCGGGGGCGCAGCCUCCAGUGCCGGGCGCUCCGCCCCCGCCGGGCGCCGCGCCUCUGCCCGCCUACCCGCCGCCACCGCCGCCGCCGCACCAGGGUGACGGUAAGAUGGGCCCGCCGCCAGCAGUGCCCGGGCCGCACAUGCCGCCUCCGCCGCCGGGCAUGCUGGGGCUGUGGCGCGGCGCGUACAACCCGCCGCCGUGGGGCGCGCCGCCGCCGCCCGCCUUCCUGGCGCCGCCGCCGCCGCCGCCGCCCGCCUCGCAGGACUAG